Penicillium crustosum is the source of this 1776-nucleotide messenger RNA. Its product is annotated as F-box protein. The coding region runs from base 1 to 1776 and encodes 591 amino acids. The transcript has 2 exons. The record is from RefSeq and is a predicted model, not a curated record. NCBI's taxonomy places the organism in Eukaryota, Fungi, Ascomycota, Eurotiomycetes, Eurotiales, Aspergillaceae. Gene Ontology annotation, molecular function: protein binding.
AUGACUGCCAUCUCACUUGGGGUGGACCCUCUGACCGUCCUGCCCCCGGAGAUUGUCCUGCAAAUCUUGCAUUUCACACCCAUCUCCGGCCUUGCAUCCCUGACCGCUACCUCAAAGGCUUGGCAUCAAUUUAUCGACGUCACCCACCAAGAAGCUAUUUACACCUCCGAAGCCAAAACCACCCAGCCACUUGGAGGUAGCCGGGAUUUCUCCUUCCUCUCCGAUGCCCAUAGUUUUGCCAAAGUAUUCGAGGGCACAAAAUCAUGGAAAGACCUGUGCAAACGCCAGACACGGCUGGCACGCAAUUGGGCCAAGACGGAUCCAGUCAGCCAGGAAUCGGUGCUACAAAUCGGCAACGGUGCUGUUUGGCGAUUCCGUGCUGACUUCAAACGCCGCUUUUUUGUUUCCACCUCCCAUGCUGGCGGAUUGAACGUCACUGAUAUGGAUACGGGCCGUAUCCUCUGGCAACUGCCUUCGGCGGAGGACACCGACGGAGAUGGGGUUCGCCAACACGCACACUUGGAGUAUCAGGAUGGAAUGGCCGUGUUUGAUAGUGAAGGAGAUUCGCUCGAGGUUUGGCAGACAGACCAAGAAGGCACAAAGCGUGGAGAGUUCCGGCGCAUCGCUAUCUUGAACCAUGAUUGUCAGACGAGAGGAUUCCAAUUGUCCUACUGGACUCUCUGUGUUGUCUCGAAUGAGGGUCAAGGCUUUGUGUACGAUAUGACAACACGACCCCCCACGUUGACCACACGUUUAAAGAUUGAGGGAGGUGGCAUCGGUCAUCUAGACCAAAGCGAAGACAUUGUGAUUUAUUCUAUGGGAGCAAAAGGCUAUUUUGCCUACAAUAAGGCGUCUGGUGCAUUUCUAGGCACAUUGAAGCCAUCGAAGUUGACGGAAAAAUAUCACAUUCUUCCUCCCCGAGCUGAUGCAGCACUAUCAGGUGCUGCACUUGGCCCAACACCUCAACCCCUCUUACCUGGGACUUUCCGAAAAGGUCGUUUGACGCCAAUUGAGGUUGGCAAAGGCCCACUGCCACCACCAGAUGACCCAAAUCACGUCCGGUAUGGGGAGGAUGAAUGGGGAGCGGGAAUGUUGCACGGCGAUCUUUUCGUGGGCUUCUCUCGCGCUGGCCGUGUUUUUAUAUGCCCUGAUUUCCGAAAGGCUCUCCACGACGAAGCUAGUCUCGUGGCAAACAGCUCAAUCUUAGAAUGCGAAUCAGAUGGCGCAGGCUUUGACCUUGGUGGCUGGUUAUCGAUCCGCAAUCACCGCGUGAUGUUUGAAAUUCAGGAUCGGAUCUAUAUCGUCGCCCUUGAUGAUAACGACAGGAUUCAAAACUUGCAUAAUCCUGCCCGUGCUUCAUAUUCGAUCCUCACCAGCUAUGCACCGCAGCUUGCUGUGCCGAUCAGUUACAUGGCGUUGGCUGACGAUGCUAUUAUGACUACUUACACCACCCUUGGAUGGCGUGAACCCAACGUUCCAGGUGGCGCACCCCCACCACCCGGCAGAGAUCUUCCUCGCCUCUUUCCCACCAAAGUUAUCCGCAUACUUAGCCUGGACCCUAACCUCCCCAAUGACACGGAUGAGCUUUCAACCUUGAAGGGGGUCCUUGGUGGCCCCGGUCUAAAUUUGGCAUCCGAAGACGCCUCACGCACACAGGUAGGGUUGUUACAGCUGCUUAGUAUGCUUCGGGAAGAAGCGGAUUCCGAACAGAGCGGUAGUGAAGAUGAAUGGGAGAGUAUGGAAGAGGACGAGGAUGAGGAUGAUGAGGAGAACUAG